Messenger RNA from Toxotes jaculatrix (banded archerfish), 2052 nucleotides. RefSeq names its product leucine rich repeat containing 14B (gene lrrc14b). The record is from RefSeq and is a predicted model, not a curated record. Lineage: Eukaryota; Metazoa; Chordata; Actinopteri; Toxotidae. Gene Ontology annotation, cellular component: cytoplasm. The coding region runs from base 1 to 1584 and encodes 527 amino acids. The transcript has 3 exons. Gene Ontology annotation, biological process: negative regulation of apoptotic process; negative regulation of cell differentiation; positive regulation of cell population proliferation.
AUGAAGUCCCUGCGAUUCCUUGCCGCUGAGGGUUUCAUCCAGACUGGUCCAACGGCUCUGGGGAACCUCAGCUGUGUGUCUUUUAAUCUUUACCCACUUAUCUUCAAGGCCUGCUACCUCCACGAGCAGGCUGACUUGCUACACGCACUGGUCCAGACGUGGCCUCUUCCUGAGCUCAACCUACAAAGGCUCCUGGGAAAGACCAUCGACUGCCAGUUGGAUCUCACCUCACGCACCUGCCGACUUUGUCUGCAGGCGAUUCUAACUGGAUUAAAGGAAUAUGUGCUGUCUCCUCCACGAACUUAUGCCAAGUGCCUCCGUGUGGUGGACCUCACUGCCCUAAAAGACAUUGAGCACCAGCACUGCCCCUGCCGGUCCACCCUGGGUCGAUGGGCAAGAACCCAGCUCCUGACCCAAAUGUGCUAUGAGACCAUGGUGGCCAUGCAAGCCAGCAGUGUGUCCCAAUCUGCCUUCGAAACAUCUAUUGAUGUCCAUCUGAACGGUUUUGUCACGGGCCGCAGCUAUGAGUUGGUGGCUCAGGCCUUCCUCCUCCUCCGCUACUGUCCACUGAAGCUUCGUUUUGUUAGUUUUCGUGCUGAUUCCCUCGCUCUCAAGCAGCUCUUCUAUGUUCUUCGACUAGCAGAACCCGAGUCCAUCACAAAGCUGGAGGUGGUCCACAAUGUUCCCCUGGAGGCCACACACCUGGAGGUGCUGCUAUCCAGAGUGGAAUUUCCUAAACUGCAGUCUCUGACCCUGCCCACUGGGGCGUUGGAUGUUAGGAGGUUGGGUUCUGAUGAUGAUGACCUGCUGGCCACCAUCGGCAAUCUGCUGGCACAGCUGAGCAGUCUGACUGAGCUCUGUGUGGGAUUCUCCACUCUUACUGGACACCUACGAAGACUGCUGAACCCUCUCAACACUCCUCUGCAGUGCUUGGAAUUGGCCUACUGCUGCCUGAACCGCGUGGACAUGACUUACCUGUCCAACAGCCUCCACAGCGAGGCCUUGGUCCGCCUGGACAUCAGUGGACACAACAUCUUUGGCUCUUUCUCCACGUCUUUCCACAAACUGCUCGGCCGUUGUUCAGCCACAUUGGCCACCCUUGUCCUCGAAGAAUGUAACAUCGAGGACGAGCACAUGGAUGCCUUCAUUAAUGCUCUUGCUUGCUGUCAGGUACUGGAAGAGCUCAAAAUCCUGGCAAAUCCUCUGACCUCUGCAGCCUUGCGGAGGUUAUUCUCCGUGCUUUCUCAAAGCUUUCCUAAGUUAAGAUACAUAGAGGUACCAGUUCCCCGUGAGUGUUACUCUGAGGAUGUUACUUAUCCUCUUGAUGAUUCUGUCCUACUGUGUUACAACAGGGAGCUGUUUCAGGAGGUCAGGGGCCAGCUGGUGGGCAUCCUGGAGGGAGCUGGUAGGGGGAGUGUGGAGGUGUGCACCCCACUCAUGGGGGCCUAUGAUCCGGACAUUAAUGAAACCAGCAAUGAGCUAGGAGUUUCUAUGUUGAAGUCUUUUAACAGUGUCAUUGGGAACUUUAUAGGAACCAUAACUAAUGUUGACAACAGGAGAUCACUGGCUCAGAAAGAUAAUUAAUGAGGUUGCUUGUAGAGGGAUCAAGUGAACUGAUGGAAAAGGUUCAUAUUAGUUAUACUGCUAGUACAGUUUGCUAGAAAACUGUCAUCACUGCCAACACUGAAAAUAGAUCUAGUGAACGAGAUUUGACUAUAUAUUAACAUCAUCAAAAAGGAAAGAAGCAAAGAAUCAUUAUUUUUAUUUUCUUCCUAGAACCUCCUUCAGUCUUUCAGCUACACAGGUGUGCAGUGCAGAUACAUGUAGCUACUGCAGUGGUUAUGGUAGAUACUUGAAGUUUGUCUAAGAUAUUUUGUUACCUCUAUCUAUUGUACAUGUUCAUAUGUCUAUAAUCUGAUUUAAAGGAUGUAUAUAACUGGAUGUGUAUCGGUAAACAUUACAAAUUUGCAACAUGGAGCAGAUCCCAUUUUAACAAGUGUCAGUACCCAUGACUGUUUCAUUCUGUCAUACCAAUAAAAUCCAAUAUUAAAA